Capronia coronata CBS 617.96 is the source of this 1035-nucleotide messenger RNA. RefSeq lists its product as uncharacterized. The record is from RefSeq and is a predicted model, not a curated record. The transcript has a single exon. The coding region runs from base 1 to 1035 and encodes 344 amino acids. Gene Ontology annotation, molecular function: hydrolase activity. NCBI's taxonomy places the organism in Eukaryota, Fungi, Ascomycota, Eurotiomycetes, Chaetothyriales, Herpotrichiellaceae.
AUGGCGACGAUAUCCCCCCAAAAGACAGCCGUGGGAACCUCCGAGGCUGCCGGACUGAGUCCAAGUCCAGCACCACCGGAGCGCUUAUCACUCUUCACACGAGCGCGACUGUUUCUGAAAAUAUGGGCGAUGAAGAUCCAAGUCAAGGUCCUCGUCGGCCUCAUGCGAACCUUCAACGCCUCGAAACUGCGCAAGACACUGCCCACCUACACCAAACGGUAUGAGGUUCGUCCCAUGCUCGAGAACCGUGUCUUCAUCCCCUCCAGCGCACAGCCGGGCGCAAAGCAUCCGCUGUUCAUGGUCAUCCACGGCGGCGGGUUCGUGUUGAUGGAUCCGACCAUGGACGAUCCCAUCAACCGAAAAUUCGCGGACGAGCACGGGUUCGUGGUCGUGAGCAUCAACUACCGCAAAGCGCCCUCGUAUCCAUUCCCGACGGCGGUGCAUGACGCCGCAGAGAUUGCGCGGGCAGUGCUCGCCGACGCCGAUCUGCCGGUCGACCACUCCAAGGUCGCGCUCGGUGGGUUCUCCGCGGGCGGCAACCUCACUCUGGCGAUCGCCCAGUUGCCCGGUAUCAAGGAGAAGGUGAAGUCGUUGGUGCCAGUCUACCCGGUCGUCGAUUUCACGGGGAGAUACGAGGGCGAGUUUCGACCCGGCCCGGACGGGAAGCCGGACAUGUUGCAGGACACGGCGCCUUUGUUCAAUUGGGCCUAUUUGCCCGAGGGUCAGGACAGGACAGAUCCGCUGCUGAGCCCGAUCUGUGCCGGAAGGGAUCGCCUGCCUCAACGUAUCUUCUUCAUCGGCGCCGAAUAUGAUUACUUGUGCUUUCAGGCUGAGAUCAUGGCCCGCAAACUCGCUGGGCUGGACGAAACGGCCGAUACGGGCCCCGACUGGGAGAAAAACGGGAUCAAAUGGCGUAUGGUCCCCAAUGUCACCCACGGCUGGACUCAUAUGCCCAAGCAGGGUGAGGAAGAGGUCCAAAGGAAGGAGGGACUCGAGGUUCUUUAUAAAGAGAUUGCAGACUGGUUGAAGCAAUGA